AUGAAGAAAAUAUAUUUGAUUGAUUGUCCAGGGAUUGUCCCACCAUCUCUGAAAGAUACUGAAUCAGAUAUUUUAUUUAGAGGUGUCGUCAGAGUGGAACAUGUUUCAAAUCCUGAACAAUAUAUACCAGACUUACUUCAAAAAUGUGAGAGGAAGCAUUUAGAGAGAACCUAUGAAAUAAAAGGCUGGAGUAAAUUUGAAGAAGACCCAGAGUUGUUGGAAAGGGCAAGUUCCGAAUUUGUGGAAUUAAUUGCAAGGAAACACGGUAGAUUAUUAAAAGGUGGUGAACCAGACGAGAGUGGUGUAUCAAAACAGAUUUUGAAUGACUUUAACAGAGGUAAAAUACCCUGGUUUGUACCGCCACCAAGAGAUGAAGAGAACGAUAAAACUGCUAUAAAUAAGUCACAGGAUCAAGAUAGUAAGAAGAGGAGUUCGACAAGCUUGUCUGAGGACGAUCAAGCUGACAGUAAACGUCUCAAGAAAGAAGAAUGGGAAGGAUUUAAGGACUGA
Priceomyces carsonii is the source of this 510-nucleotide messenger RNA. RefSeq lists its product as uncharacterized. Bases 1 to 510 code for a protein of 169 amino acids. The record is from RefSeq and is a predicted model, not a curated record. The transcript has a single exon. Lineage: Eukaryota; Fungi; Ascomycota; Pichiomycetes; Serinales; Debaryomycetaceae. Gene Ontology annotation, cellular component: nucleolus.